Molecule: messenger RNA, 1338 nt
Organism: Branchiostoma belcheri (Belcher's lancelet)
Lineage: Eukaryota; Metazoa; Chordata; Leptocardii; Amphioxiformes; Branchiostomatidae
Product: hydroxyacylglutathione hydrolase, mitochondrial-like
Exons: 8
Coding region: 64-843 (259 amino acids)
Molecular function (GO): hydroxyacylglutathione hydrolase activity
Source: RefSeq, a predicted model, not a curated record
CAGGCCAGGUGGUCCUCAUCGUCUUCCUUCCACUCAGAGCCGGGGAUCAUUGCUCAGGCAGACAUGAAGGUUUCCCUGCUGCCGGCCCUGCAGGAUAACUACAUGUACCUGCUGGUGGAUGAAGCCACUAAAGAAGCUGCCAUCGUGGACCCUGUGGAGCCUGACAAGGUAGUCGCUGCAGUGAAGAAUGCAGGUGUGAAGCUGACCACUGUGCUCACCACUCAUCACCACUGGGACCACUCUGGUGGGAAUGAGAAGCUGGUUGAGAUGGUGUCAGGGCUGACUGUAUGCGGAGGGGACGACAGAAUCGGUGCUCUCAACAAGAAGGUCGGACAUGGGGACCAGUUCAAGGUUGGUGCCCUGAAUGUGAAGUGCCUGUUCACACCCUGUCACACAUCAGGACACAUCUGUUACUACGUGACUGGCCAGGAAGGAGAGGACCCUGCUGUCUUCACUGGUGACACGUUGUUUGUUGCGGGUUGUGGCAGGUUUUUUGAAGGCACUCCAGACAACAUGUACAGAGCACUGGUGGAGAUCCUAGGUAUCCUGCCUCCCAACACAAAAGUUUACUGUGGCCAUGAGUACACUGUGAAUAACCUGAAGUAUGCAGAGAAAGUGGAGCCAGACAGUCAGGCUGUGCAACAGAAACUGGCCUGGGCAAAGAGUCAGCGAGACAAGCAGCUGCCCACUGUCCCAUCCACCAUUGGGGAGGAGCUCAAGUUUAACCCUUUCAUGAGGGUCAAAGAGUCUCCUGUCCAACAGCAUGCUGGGACAACUGACCCCAUCGCUACUAUGGGAUUCAUCCGUACCGAAAAGGACAACUUUAAAGUAGGGGGGAGGUGAAAACUAGCAUCUUCUAUGUACAAUGUAGGUACAUCUACAUGUACAGGACUGGGCUAUACACUGUAUGGGGCUAGGCUAAUGUACCGUAUGCAUAAUAGAGUGCAAUGCCAUAGGCAACUGGUUAAAUUUUAAUUAGCAUUGGCACAGUCUGUUUAUCAUCUGUUUAUAAUACAUGUAAUUGUUUCUGAUUUGGUAAAGUGAUUGUGAAUACAAGGCCACACCAAUUCAAUUAAUUGGUUCUCAUAUUCACCUGCUUCAUUUUUUAUUUGCAAAAAAAAAGAUUCAGGUUCUGACUCAACUUCAGCUGCUUGUCUUCCUACUUGUUACAGUUUUUUCAUCUAUCAAUGCAUUGGUUUGAUAAAAAGUUCCAAAUUCAUGAUUGAACCACACCAGCCUGGUAUGUUGAUGUCAUGGCUCCUAUUGUAGCUUUUGGAGCCUAGGUGUGUUUUUAUUACCUAUUUUUGCUCUGUUGCUUCAUAUUUUUUUCUGAAAAAA